Molecule: messenger RNA, 1605 nt
Organism: Emericellopsis atlantica
Lineage: Eukaryota; Fungi; Ascomycota; Sordariomycetes; Hypocreales; Bionectriaceae
Product: salicylate synthetase
Exons: 1
Coding region: 136-1449 (437 amino acids)
Biological process (GO): L-tryptophan biosynthetic process
Molecular function (GO): oxo-acid-lyase activity; isochorismate synthase activity
Source: RefSeq, a predicted model, not a curated record
UUAUUGAGCCGCCCCCUUUACAGUAGUAUUACGAUUAGAAAACAGCCACACGUACAUUGCUCAACGAUCGAGCUACAUCUUCUCCUUUCUCCUUCACUUCCUUUCGUCCCUGCAGCCGUGUUGACCGGGACGACGAUGAUCGAAACUAUCCCCAGAUCCACAGAAGGCAAUACAAGCGUCGAACUCGUCGUCGACCUUGUACUUGCCAAGUCAGAUCUUGAUUACUAUGUUUAUGAGCGCAAUCAAUCUUGGCACAUUGGCCUUGGCGUCCAGUCAUCCUUAGUCGUUGGCUCCACUGGGAAGUUGGCGACAUUUCAGCAAGACGAUGUUGUCCGACAAGUUCCAAUCUCGUCCACGCUUGAGCAAAUGGCACGAGAAUUUGUGGCGGACAAUGCACACGCCGGAUUCAAAGUAUUCGGAUAUGUUGGAUACAACUAUGCCUCUCAUGUUCGGGGUACAUCGUACUCUCCUGGAAGGUGGCCUUUGCUUCACUUGGUGGUACCUCGCUAUCAGAUUACUGUUGGGCCUGAUGAGAUCACGGUGCAAGGCGAGGACGACAAGGACUUCCACGAUGUCGUCCAAUCACUCAAAUCAACGCACAUCAAGAUACCGCCCAAGGACGCUGUGGCCACGGACGUCUUACAAGGAGCAGCAAGGUACACCGAGAUCGUCAACAAAGCACUCUCCAAGAUCAAAGAUCGCCAGAUCACCAAGGUUAUUGUCUCGCGCACCGUGGACCUACCAACCAGGGUUGACAUGCUGGCCGCUCUGCUCGUUGGAAGAAAGUCGAACACGCCCAAACGAAGCUUCUCUUUCAGUUACUCCGGUUAUCAAUCAACUGGAUUCAGUCCCGAGCUCGUUCUUUCCGUCGUCAAAGGAAAGGUCACAACCGAGCCAUUGGCCGGUACUCGCGCCCGCUGCGAUGACCGGGCCGAAUGCGAAAGGCUCAAAAAGGAACUCGAGAGUGACCCCAAAGAGAUCGUCGAGCACAUUGUCUCUGUCAAAGAGGCUAUUGCCGAAUUGGAACGGGUAUGCUGCCAGGGAAGCGUGGUUGUAGAAGACCUCAUGUCGGUACGGACACGAGGUAAGGUACAACACCUUGGCUCGGCGGUGGCCGGCAAGUUGCAGAGCAACAAAGAUGUCUGGGAUGCUCUGAAUGUGCUUUUCCCCUCUAUCACGGCUUCGGGUAUUCCAAAGCAAGCUGCUUUGAAGGUCAUUGGAUCUCUAGAGUCCUCUCCAAGGGAGCUCUAUUCUGGCGGAAUCAUUAUGAUGGAUCCAGCAUCCAACGAUUUUGAGGCAACUUUGGUGCUUCGUUCUGUCUUUCAAGACCAGCAUCGUCAAUGGAUCCAGGCAGGUGCUGGAGUCAUAUCCCAAUCUCAUGCUGAAAGGGAGUUUACCGAAACAUGUGAGAAGUUAGCAACAAUCGCACCCUUCCUUAGGGGUGAGUAGGUAGUUAUUCAGGGUUCACAAAUUCAACGGCCUGGUCAAAUUGCAACUUGCACCCAAUGUGACAUUUUGACACAACUGGCCGUCUCUGUGUGCAAAGCAACAGAUCCUGGUGUGACGUGUUGGAUAAUACUCUGAGUCAUAGCGGCCACGCCGUCA